AUGGGCCUUAGCCCACCAAGCCGGCCCAACGUCUCAGCCAGCCCACCUACCCCAUCGGUCGCCUUCGCCUACUGUUCUCCUGGCGCGACCGCUACAGGGACACGUCCCUGUCGGACCAGCUCGCCGGCGCCGCCCCGAGGGGAUAAGGGCGCCGUCCCCUCGACGCCUCGAGCCCUCCCGUCCACUCACCGCUCCCCACUUGCGCCCCCUCGCUCUCUCUCUUGCCCACGCACUCGUCACCUCCUCCAGAUCCAUCGCCGAGCGCGGUCGUUGCCGCUCGCCUCACUCUGCCAUGGCCAGCAGGCACAUCUCGCCUCGCCGUUGUGUCCACAAAGAACGCCGUCGUCCGUUGCAUCUACUACGGAGACGAAACGAGCCGGAACCCCUUCCAUCGUCGAGCCGGCCCUCUGCUUCCACCUCCGGCCACCGAAGGCCGCCGCCGUCGUUCUGCUGCACCGAGCCUCCCCCGAGCCCGCUCAUGCACAUCUGCAGAUGGUGGAGUCCAGGAGCCAGAUGCCACCUUUGACGACUGCUACUACACCGAGGGCGUCUACUACCACGUGACGGAGACCGCCGAUGACCAGGAGUAGUUAGGAGG
This is a messenger RNA of Triticum aestivum (bread wheat), 598 nucleotides long. Its product is annotated as mucin-7-like. The transcript has 2 exons. Lineage: Eukaryota; Viridiplantae; Streptophyta; Magnoliopsida; Poales; Poaceae. The coding region runs from base 1 to 564 and encodes 187 amino acids. The record is from RefSeq and is a predicted model, not a curated record.